Odontomachus brunneus is the source of this 959-nucleotide messenger RNA. RefSeq names its product iron-sulfur protein NUBPL (gene Nubpl). The record is from RefSeq and is a predicted model, not a curated record. NCBI's taxonomy places the organism in Eukaryota, Metazoa, Arthropoda, Insecta, Hymenoptera, Formicidae. The coding region runs from base 1 to 951 and encodes 316 amino acids. The transcript has 4 exons. Gene Ontology annotation, molecular function: ATP binding; ATP-dependent FeS chaperone activity; 4 iron, 4 sulfur cluster binding. Gene Ontology annotation, biological process: mitochondrial respiratory chain complex I assembly; iron-sulfur cluster assembly. Gene Ontology annotation, cellular component: mitochondrion.
AUGUUCAACAUUACGAGGCCUCGUUUAAGCGAGUAUUUCAGACAGUCUCAAUGUCUGUGGCAACAACAUAGUAAAAACAAUAUUUCAGUUGAUCCAAGCAGGACAAAGCAAGAGAACUUGGAAGCUAGACAAAAAGAAAUCAUGGCACGUGGCCUGCCAAAACGAAAGCGAAUAAAAGAUGUAAAACAAAUUCUCCUGAUUGCCUCUGGCAAAGGUGGAGUUGGAAAAUCAACAACUGCAGUUAAUCUGGCAACUGCACUGAAAGUUGUAGAACCAAAACGAUCUAUCGGAUUGCUAGACGCUGAUGUUUUUGGGCCUUCUGUACCUGUAAUGAUGAACAUACACGAAUCACCAGCAAUAAAUCGUGAGAACCUCAUGGAGCCACUCGUGAAUUAUGGUAUAAAAUGUAUGUCUAUGGGCUUUUUAAUUGACGAGAAAUCACCGGUAGUCUGGAGAGGACUCAUGGUGAUGAGUGCAUUGGACAAGCUGGUGAAUCAAGUAGCAUGGGGGCCGCUUGAUUACCUGGUGAUCGACACACCUCCCGGAACAGGCGACACACAUCUGUCCCUCAUUCAGACUCUUUUCAUCGCCGGCGCGUUGCUGGUAACGACGCCGCAGAAAGUCGCGCUGGAAGUGACCAGGAGAGGCGCUAACAUGUUCAAGAAAUUGGACAUACCUGUCGCUGGCAUCGUAGAAAACAUGAGUACAGUCACAUGUCCGAAGUGUAUGACUGAGGUGUCUCUCUUCGGUAACGACACGCCGUCAUUCGCUGAAGAGCUAGGUGUGGAUAUUUUGCAGAAGAUACCGAUGCACAAAAGUAUCGCGGAGGGUUCGGACAGCGGAAGACCGAUUGUUCUGUCGGCACCAGAAAGUAAACAAGCGGAGGCUUACAGAGAAUUGGCCGAGCACGUUGUUGCCUUUCUGAGUAAACAAAGAAUAAAGGGAGACUGAUCUUAAAA